CUGCAAAUAACUCCAUCUCCCAGAAUUACUUUAACACUCUACUGACUGAAAUUGUAAACUGACUUGAAAAUGCAGAACCAAAAUCGGUAUCUAAGCUAAGGGAAAGGAAGAUAGCCACAUCCUGGAGUGUCUGCCCAAUCAGAGAAGUGCCCUGUGGUGACUUUAUCUCUGGAACUUCCUGUGGGACUUCCUGUGGAGUGCACUGUAAGCCAGUGCCAGUGCCAGUCCCAGUCCCAGUGCCCGUGCUCGUGCCCAGUGCCAGUCCCAGUGCCCGUGCCAGUCCCAGUGCCUGUUCUCGUGCCCUGUGCCAGUCCCAGUCCCCAGUCCCAGUCCCGCCAUGGUGCUGUGCUUCCUCAUCCACACGCUGUGCCCCGUCGCUGGGCUGCCACCGGGGGGCAGCAGGGUCCUCUUCUCCCGCGUGUUUGGCCCGGAGGACGCGGCGCUGGACGGGCCCGGCCCAGAGCUGGGUCCUGAGGAGAGGCGGCUGCUGCAGAAGGAGAAGCUGGCUGUGGUAGCCAGGCAGGUACGGAGCGCGUGUGCCCUGCAGCGGGAGGCGACCGGCCGGCCGGUGGUGGAGGCGGUGCAGGGGGAGGAGUUGGCGGCCCUGCAGGAGGCGGAGGGCGGGGUCCUGCGCCUGGGGGCGGGGGACCCGUUCCCCGGGGGGGGCUGCGUGCUGUGGCUGGCGGUGCAGGCGGUGGGCUUCGCGCUGGUGUGCCACCCCCACGAGAACCUGCUGCUGGGGGAGAGCUGCCUGCGCGGCCUGGCGCGGAUCUGCCUGGAGAACCUGCGCAUGCUGGCGCCCGGCAACGAGGUGGUUCUGAAGAGCGACCGCAUCGAGGCAGCGCUCCACCGGCUCCUCCCCCACGGCCAGCUCCUCUUCCUCAACCAUCGUUUCGCCCAGAUCCUGGACAAGGACCUGGCUGCCUACAUGGCCAAAUGAGGCCCCUCCCCCAGGCACUGGACAGGGCGGAGAGAGCUGCGAUUGGUGGAUCUCCAUGCUGUGCGUGUUCAGCGUUUCGUGCCUUAGACGGUGCUUCUCGUUACUGUGGGGUUCCUUGCUCAGGUGGACAGAAGGAGGACUCCCUGCAAUGCUCCCGGAGCACCUGACACACCUGCAGACUGCCUGGCCUGAACUGGCUCCAACCGGUCUGAACCGGUCCAGACCGGCCCCUACCCACUGACUGAACCGAGCCACAAGGUUGCCGAUUAUCAGUUUAGAAUGUGAUGUUGCAGGUAGUUUAACAUGUUUGUCUCACUUAGUUAAAUCCUUAAAAUAAAAAAUCCUCACAGUAUUA
Messenger RNA from Anguilla anguilla (European eel), 1295 nucleotides. RefSeq names its product adaptor related protein complex 5 subunit sigma 1 (gene ap5s1). The coding region runs from base 338 to 940 and encodes 200 amino acids. NCBI's taxonomy places the organism in Eukaryota, Metazoa, Chordata, Actinopteri, Anguilliformes, Anguillidae. The record is from RefSeq and is a predicted model, not a curated record. The transcript is spliced from 5 exons. Gene Ontology annotation, cellular component: lysosome; late endosome; AP-type membrane coat adaptor complex. Gene Ontology annotation, biological process: double-strand break repair via homologous recombination; endosomal transport.